AGGUGUUUUUGAGUUUUUGCGGAGACUCGGAAUAAACAAUGGGGGAAGUGUAUGACGUGAUGUGGGAGAAGCAUCACGCGGCUUCGUUCGAUGCUUUCGUGAAUUUGAGGCUUCGCGAAUCCCUCGUUGACGUGGCCUUGUUCUGCGGCGGGGAGUUGAUCCAAGCGCAUAAAUUGGUCCUCGCUGCUUGCAGCGACUUUUUCGACCGUCUCUUCAGUUCACUUGCCCCCGAGGAAUUGGGUCGGUGUUCAGUUGUCGCACUGCCGAAAAUUGACGCCACGCUGUUGAAACUCUCGCUUGACUUCAUGUACUCGGGAAAGGUUACCGUGCCGAGCGAGAAGUUGGACGAGUUCAUGACGUUCGCAGACCUUCUUGAGAUACGAGGCUUGAAGAGCGAAGGCCCUCAGUCUAAUGAAGCUCUGGACACCAGUGGAACUGCUCUACCAUGCAAGCAAUUCAAAGGCAUGUCUUUUGUAUUGAAUUCCCCCAAGAAACGCUCUGCCGCGUCAACGAAAAAUUCUUGCGAAUCUGCCAAGCGUAUGAAGUCAGACCCUGAUUUGAAUGAGGUGAAUGACGGAGUUGAUUGUGAAGCGUUUUUCGAGGACUCGUCGAAUAGCUUUCAAGAGAUGGACAGGAACGAGCCCAAAAAUAUCCCAGCAUCCAUUAAAGCUGAUGAGCCCCUGGUGCGAGUUGGCAAGCACUGCUGGCGUGGGAAAGACGCGUCAUCUCGCGGCUAUUCCUUCUUUUGCGACCUGUGCGGACACGUGAGCACGUGGAAGCGAGACGGACUUCGACACGAGCGGAAGCACACUGGUGAGCGACCUUUUGCGUGUCCCGAGUGUCCCGUGUCGUACACGCGGCGUGAACACCUGCGACGGCAUCUGAGCAGCUGCAUUGCUGGUGGUGAAUGGCGGCAGCAAAGGUGA
Notodromas monacha is the source of this 926-nucleotide messenger RNA. The record is from the annotation of a GenBank genome assembly. Lineage: Eukaryota; Metazoa; Arthropoda; Ostracoda; Podocopida; Cyprididae.